ACAAUGUGCCUUCGACCCUGCCAACAAUCGCAUCGUAUACCAUCACCGUGAAAGCAGUAUUCGAAUGUAUAACAUUCUGAACGAAAUUCUUGUCAGCAGAGAACGAAAGAGAGUGACSAUGGGCGCAGAAGCUGUUUCGGAUAUAUCGGUAGUUCYGUCGUGGGCAGCACCUACCGUGUCGCUAAUGCACAUCCUGCUGUUGGCUUCCUUACUACAAUCUCCAUUACCGUUUGCAUCUGGUUUUCAAGAAACAAUAGCAACGACAACGACGACGGCCAUAUCUUCGCUCCACUUAUUUCGGACGUCGGGAAAAUCAACGGCAUCUUUGUCUUUGUCCCGGRUCGCUCCGGAACUGUCUUCCGAACGGAAAGCAUACGCUGUAKGCAUACUAGAUCGGAUCUUCGGAAAAGAAKCCUCCGGGUCCUGGGACAAACGCCGCGAAGCCGCGAGGUCAACCACCCUGGACAGGAAGGACGGUGACGAUGAUGCGAACAACGAGACUGCCAUCCUCCAGGGCAUCCCGGAGCACGAAUUGGUUUACGGGGAACUUGGGAUCGAGGCACUGGCGACGAUACUGGACGCGGUUGGUGUCAAGAAGGGCGACGUCUUUCUAGACAUUGGGAGCGGCGAUGGAUUGCUAGUAGUCGGCGCGGCCCUUCUCUUUCCUGGCUACCUGAAUGCGGCCCGUGGGAUCGAGAUUGUUCCGGAAUUGUACGAUAGGUCAUUGGCAUUCAGGGACAAAUUUAGCGACAUGAGACUCCGCGAAGAGGAGCAACAAGAAUUUCCAGAGGUUUCUUUUCGUCUUGGGAACAUCUACGAACUAUCGAAUUGCAAAAGCGAGGCAGACUAUUAUACCCGGGAUGCCACCCUGGCCGUCUGCUUCGCCACUACCUGGUCCAAGAACAUCCCCGGCAAGAAAUUGGAUCGCCUUUCGAGAGUCCUGGGCAAGGGAGGACCCUCAGAAUUGCCUGUCGGUGCCAAGGUGGUCAUCAUCGAUGGCRUCCUGGAGCCGGGGAGGGAUGGUUAUGAUUACGAAGGUGAACUCAAGCUCCACUGCCCUGAUACUGCUCCCUACUCAGUCGCUCGGUUGUACACGAGAAUUUAGCAAUUGCAGCAGUACUGUAGUUGAAUACGAUGGAAUUAGAAUCAUCAAGUGUUUGCUAUGAGUUUCUGAAUAGAGUACGUUAGCGGAU
Molecule: messenger RNA, 1193 nt
Organism: Pseudo-nitzschia multistriata
Lineage: Eukaryota; Bacillariophyta; Bacillariophyceae; Bacillariales; Bacillariaceae
Source: the annotation of a GenBank genome assembly